Molecule: messenger RNA, 5667 nt
Organism: Tupaia belangeri chinensis (Chinese tree shrew)
Lineage: Eukaryota; Metazoa; Chordata; Mammalia; Scandentia; Tupaiidae
Gene: ARID4B
Product: AT-rich interaction domain 4B
Exons: 25
Coding region: 126-4052 (1308 amino acids)
Biological process (GO): regulation of transcription by RNA polymerase II
Cellular component (GO): nucleus
Molecular function (GO): transcription cis-regulatory region binding
Source: RefSeq, a predicted model, not a curated record
UUCACUACAGAUCUCUCCGCCCUCCUCAGCUGCCAGCGACGCCGCAUAACACGGUGCAAGAAAAUGCGCCAUCCCGGUGCAGGUGAAUCUGGUGUUUCCGAGGGGGUCGCGGUCCCGGAGUCGUCAUGAAGGCGCUUGACGAGCCCCCCUAUCUGACAGUGGGCACGGACGUGAGUGCCAAGUACCGAGGAGCCUUCUGUGAAGCCAAGAUCAAGACAGCAAAAAGACUCGUCAAAGUCAAGGUGACAUUUAGACAUGAUUCUUCAACGGUGGAAGUUCAAGAUGACCACAUAAAGGGCCCACUAAAGGUAGGAGCUAUUGUAGAAGUGAAGAACCUUGAUGGUGCAUAUCAAGAAGCCGUUAUCAAUAAAUUAACUGAUGCGAGUUGGUAUACUGUAGUGUUUGACGACGGAGAUGAAAAGACACUGCGGCGGUCUUCACUGUGCCUGAAAGGAGAGAGGCACUUUGCUGAGAGUGAAACACUAGACCAGCUCCCACUCACCAACCCUGAGCACUUUGGCACUCCAGUCAUAGGAAAGAAAACAAAUAGAGGAAGAAGAUCUAAUCAUAUACCAGAGGAAGAGUCUUCAUCGUCCUCCAGUGAUGAAGAUGAGGAUGACAGGAAACAGAUCGAUGAGCUCCUAGGCAAAGUUGUAUGUGUAGAUUACAUUAGUUUGGAUAAAAAGAGAGCAUUGUGGUUCCCUGCAUUGGUGGUGUGUCCUGAUUGUAGCGAUGAGAUUGCUGUGAAAAAAGACAACAUUCUUGUUCGAUCUUUCAAAGAUGGCAAAUUUACUUCAGUUGCAAGAAAAGAUGUCCAUGAAAUUACUAGCGACGCUGCGCCAAAGCCUGAUUCUACACUGAAACAAGCCUUUGAUCAGGCACUUGAAUUUCACAAAAGUAGAACUGUCCCUGCUAACUGGAAGACGGAGCUGAAAGAAGAUAGCUCUAGCAGUGAAGCUGAGGAAGAGGAAGAGGAGGAAGAUGAUGAAAAAGAGAAGGAGGACAACAGCAGUGAAGAAGAGGAAGAAAUAGAACCAUUUCCAGAAGAAAGGGAGAAUUUUCUUCAGCAGUUGUACAAAUUUAUGGAAGAUAGAGGUACACCUAUUAAUAAACGACCUGUACUGGGGUAUCGGAAUUUGAAUCUCUUUAAGUUAUUCAGACUUGUGCACAAGCUUGGCGGGUUUGACAAUAUUGAAAGUGGAGCUGUUUGGAAACAAGUCUACCAAGAUCUUGGCAUCCCUGUCUUAAAUUCAGCAGCAGGGUACAAUGUUAAAUGUGCCUAUAAAAAGUACUUGUAUGGUUUUGAAGAGUACUGUAGGUCAGCUAAUAUUGAGUUUCAGAUGGCAUUGCCAGAGAAAGUUGUUAGUAAGCCAUGUAAGGACUGUGAAAAUGUAAAAGAAAUAAAAAUUAAGGAAGAAAAUGAAACAGAGAUCAAAGAAAUAAAGAUGGAAGAGGAAAGGAAUGUAAUGCCAAAAGAAGAAAAGCCUAUUGAAGAUGAGACUGAGAGAAAAGAAAAUAUUAAACCCUCUCUGGGAGGUAAAAAGAACUUACUAGAAUCUGCAUCUACUCAGUCCAAUCAACAAAAAGAAACCAACAUUAAAAAACCAGGAGAAAAUGAAAAUUUGGAAGAUAAAGAUGAUGAUACGACUAGAGAAGAUGAGUCUCUCAAUAUAAAGGUAGAAGCUGAAGAAGAGAAAGCAAAAUCUGGAGAUGAAACGAAUAAAGAGGAAGAUGAAGAUGAUGAAGAAGCAGAAGAGGAGGAGGAGGAGGAGGAAGAGGAUGAAGAUGACGAUGACGACAAUGAGGAAGAGGAGUUUGAGUGCUAUCCACCAGGCAUGAAAGUCCAAGUGCGGUAUGGACGAGGGAAAAAUCAAAAAACGUAUGAAGCUAGUAUUAAAGAUUCUGAUGUCGAAGGUGGAGAGGUCCUUUACUUGGUCCAUUACUGCGGAUGGAAUGUGAGAUAUGAUGAAUGGAUUAAAGCAGAUAAAAUAGUAAGACCUGCUGAUAAAAAUGUACCAAAGAUAAAACAUCGAAAGAAAAUAAAGAAUAAAUUAGACAAAGACAAAGAUGAAAAAUAUUCUCCUAAAACCUGUAAACUUCGACGCUUGUCAAAACCACCAUUUCAUACGAAUCCUUCUCCUGAAAUGGUUUCCAAACUGGACCUUACUGAUGCCAAAAGCUCUGAUACAGCUCAUAUCAAAUCCAUAGAAAUCACUUCUAUUCUUAACGGACUUCAAGCUUCUGAAAGUUCUGCUGAAGACAGUGAGCAGGAGGAUGGGAGAGCAGCUCAGGGCCUGGAUGGCAACGACAGCGCGGACACUGAGCUCGGGCCUCUGACUCACACCAGAAACGACCUUAUUUCAGAGGAGGAGCAGAACACCUCGUCUUUGCUAGAAGGAAACCAAGGCCUUGCAGAUUUGGCAGUAGCCAAGGCAGUGUCAAAAUCUGCAGAGAGACUAAGGGAAGACCACGAAGGGCUGUCCGAAGAUACCGAUUACGGAGAGGAUGAGGUCACCGGAAAGAGGAAGGCUGUCAAGAAAGACACAGCCGACAAGGCCUCGAAGCCGCAGCUGAAGCGUGGGAAGAGGGGGUAUUACAGCUCAGAGGAGUGUUUGAAAACUGGGUCACCCGGCAGAAAGGAAGAGAAGGUCAAGAGCAAAGGGUCACUUUGCACAGAAAACAGUAGCAACAGUUCCUCAGAUGAAGAAGAGGAAGAAAAGUCAAAAGCAAAGACAACACCCACCAAGAAGUACAAUGGUUUGGAGGAAAAAAGAAAGUCACUACGGACAACUGGUUUCUACUCCGGAUUUUCGGAAGUGGCAGAGAAAAGGAUAAAACUCUUAAAUAACACUGAUGAAAGACUUCAGAACAGCAGGGCGAAAGAGCGGAAGGAUGUCUGGUCCAGCAUUCAGGGCCAGUGGCCCAAAAAAACGCUCAAGGAGCUGUUUUCAGACUCAGACACAGAGGCUGCUGCCUCCCCGCCCCACCCUGCCCCAGAGGAAGGGGCCGAAGAGCCGCUGCAGACCACGGUGGAGGAGAAGAGCUGCUCGCCGGCCACAGAACCGGGGAAGGCCCUGACGGUCGUGGCCGGUGGGCAGCCCGCUGCAGAAAAGCCAGCGGAGGCUGGUGACAGAAAAGCGGAGUUCCCGAGUAGCGGCAGUAAUUCCGUGCUGAAUACCCCUCCCACUACACCAGAGUCACCCUCCUCGGUCACCGUCACGGAAGCCAGCCGGCAGCUGUCUUCGGUCACAGCCUCAGAACCGCUGGCUGCAAACCAAGAAGAGGUCCGGAGUAUCAAGAGUGAGACGGACAGCACGAUCGAGGUAGACAGCGUCGCCGGGGAGCUGCAGGACCUCCAGUCCGAGGGCACGAGCUCGCCCGCGGGCUUUGAUGCCAGCGUGAGCUCCAGCAGUAGCAAUCAGCCGGAGGUCGAGCAACCCGAAAAAGCCUGCACAGGCCAGAAGAGAGGAAGAGAUGCUCAGGGUGCAGGAAGUUCAUCCAAAAAGCAGAAAAGAAGCCAUAAAGCAGCAGCGGCCCCCGGCAAAAAGAAGGGGAAAGGCACAAAUAGUAGUGAUAGUGAAGAUCUUUCAGCUAGCGAAGGUGUCACAAAGACUCACCCAGUCAAACCAGUGUCCACUGGAAUGAAGUCUCACAGCAGCAAAUCUCCAGCAAGAACACAGUCGCCUGGGAAGUGUGGGAAGAACGGUGAUAAGGACCCUGACCUCAAGGAACCCAGCAGUCGGUUACCCAAGGUUUACAAAUGGAGCUUUCAGAUGUCGGACCUGGAGAAUAUGACAAGUGCUGAACGCAUAACAGUGCUUCAAGAAAAACUGCAAGAAAUCAGAAAGCAUUACCUGUCAUUAAAAUCGGAAGUAGCUUCCAUCGAUCGGAGGAGAAAGCGCUUAAAGAAGAAAGAGAGAGAAAGUGCUGCUACAUCCUCAUCCUCCUCUUCACCUUCAUCCAGUUCCAUAACGGCUGCUGUUAUGUUAACUUUAGCUGAACCGUCUAUGUCUGGCGCAUCACAAAAUGGAGUGUCAGUUGAGUGCAGGUGACGGCAGGACUUGCUAAAGCACUUUGCACUUAAUGGCUGUUGAGGGCCACGUCUUUUUUUAUACUGCACAGUGGCACAAAAAAUCAGACAAGCACUAUUUUAUAUUUAAAACUGUUUCUUGACAAGCUGACUUGGCACUUAAGUGCACUUUUUUAUGAAGAAAAAGUACAAUGAACUGCUUUUCCUCAAGCAAUAAUUGUUUCCAACUUGUCUGGGAAUUGUGUGUCUGGUAACUUGAAGGCCUCCCACUGCGGCAGGUGGAGGCUUUUCACUGCCUACGACAAUGCAGUAAGCGUACUCGGGGGGUGGGCCAGAACGGGCGACGAGGACUCACUGUAUACGUAUCCCUUGUAUUUUGUUAAAGCUGGAACAUUUGAUAUUUUUCCAUUUAUUUAUGAAAAAUAUAUGAACCUAUUUUCAUUUGUACAAGCGAAUUGUUUUUUAAAACAAGUCACCUUAGGGUGGCUUUAAUUGUAUAAGUCAAGCACAUGUAAUCAAUUCAAAACCUGCAGUUAACAGGAUGUUAGACAUCAGUCCUGGUAACCAAAUAGUGAAGAUUCUCUUUUAAAAAGACUGAACGUGUUUACAGGUUUGAAUUAGGCAAAAACGUCUUGCAGUGGCUUUUCAUGCCCCUUCAAAUUGGAAAGGAACUACUGUACUUUGCCAUUUUUCUAUAAAUCAGUAUUUUUUUUUAAUUUUGAUAUAAUACAUUGUGUGAAAAAAGAAAAUGGCUAAUAAACUGUAUUAAAUCUUAAACAAUGUAUAAAGAUUGUACUUAGCCAGUUCAAAGUGUAUAUUUAUUCAUAAUGAAUUAUAACAGUUAUAUUUUUGUGUUUUCUUGUAAAUGUUUCUUUUCCCUUAAAACAGAUAAUUCAUUUGUAUUGCUUAUUUUAUUAUGAGCUACAACAAAAGGAUUUCAGGAAAAACUGUAUUAGUGUGGUUAAAGGUUGUUGAUAAUGAACUGUCUCAAGAGGAUGGUUGUUAUUUUAAGUAUAAAUAGCUAAUGGGGUGGAAGGCCUAUAAAGUUAAAUGCCUUGUAUAAAAUCCAAAAUGAACACAAAUUGUUUUCGCUUGUAUGGACUUUACGUUGUAUGACCCCAAUCUCUGUUCUUUUUGGCACUUGUAUUUAACUCCUCACCUUUGUAUGACACUUGUAUAUUGCGGAUGUGUUCAUUCAAGCUAUUUAAUACCUGGCACUGUUACUACACAGUGCUUUACUGUACAGGCUGUUUUACUGUUUUAACUGUAGUUCUGUGUACUUUAUUUGGAUGGGGCUGGCAUGUUUUGUUUGUUUUCUGACAAUACGACGUGAGAAUUUCGAAGCGUUUUGUUGUAGAUGCUAACGUGUCAGAAUCCUUUACAUUCAACUUUUCUAAGAAAAGCCUUUUCAGUCUUAUAGUGUGUGCUUACAGUAAACUAAUUUUGUUGAAAAUGGUUUCAAGUUACUCCAAUUUGUACAGGAUUGUAAAGAUUUGUUGACAGCAAAAUGUUGAAGAAAAAGCUUAUAGAAUAAAAGCUAUAAAGUAUAUAUUAGGAUCUGCAAACAAUGAAGAGUUGUGUAAUAUAUUGUACAAAUGUAAGCAAAGGCUCUGAAAUAAAAUGCCAUAGUUUGUGAA